AAAAGUACUGCAUAAGGAUAACGUUAAAGCUGGGGCAGAACAUUAGUUGUUCCCUACACAUUCAGUAAGUACUGCUUUAGAUCUACAUUCCAGGCAUAUCCUCAUGACUGAAUACUGAGUAUACCUAAGUAAAAAACUCUUUAUUAACCUUUGUAUUCAAAAAAUUUAUCAUGUUUACAAAGUAAUAAAAGUUUAUUUAUUAUACUCCUCAGGUCAUUGAAAGUCUCCUGCACCACUGGGCCAUUCGGCUGAAUCUGGGGAAUAAUAUCUACAUUAUGAACCACUACACGAGCGGUGUGAUCCUCUAUGGAGAGAGAGAACUAAUCAGGAGACAAAGCUUGUCCAAGGUGAACUUUGACAACUAUCGAGCCAUUUUAUCCUUUGUGAACAUUGGAAAUGUACACUGGAAGUUUCUGUACAUAAAUGCAGAUGACAGCUGUCUGUAUUUGGUCGAUCCUUCAAGAAACUCUUUGGAGCAGGAAGAGUCUGACCGUGCAGCCAAAAGAUUCCGUGAAUACUUCAAAAUGAGAAGGACAUGCUACAACAAAACAGACUGGGUGAAUGUGAGACUUCAAGGAGGAGUACUGACACAUCCAUUUCAACGUGAUGGUUCUAGCUGCGGAGUAAUGGUCAUCAUGAUGGCCAAAGCAGUAAUGGAAGCAUUCCCAAAUAAACCAGAAAUGACAUUUUUGACGACAAAAAAAGAGAUGGCCCUGGCACGAAGGACAUUUGCACAGACAAUACUUGAGGCCUCAGUUUUAGUAUUUGACAGUGACACCAACUGUGCCAUGUGUGCAACAGCGAAACCACCCAAUCCAGGACCCUCCAUCACUGACUGGAUCCAGUGUGAUAACUGCAACUGCUGGUUCCAUUCUGAAUGCCUGGACAUGACAAAUGAACAGCUCAGCAGCGCUCAGAAGACAGAGUGGAAGUGUGUGCUUUGUGUAACCUAAUUCCACAUGCAGUGAAAGGUACUAGAAUAAUCUGCUUAUAGUUAUUAUUGGUGUUUUGAGGAACACAUGUGUAAAACACAAUAUGUAUAACAUUCUUGCUUUGAGCACGUAUUUUAAGUAUUUCCUUUUUGAUUUUUUGUGUUGAUUUGUGUGAUGACAGAUAAUGAAUAACAAUAUAUCAAAAAUGUAUAAUAGUAAUCUGAGAAAUCUGUAAUAUGAGAAAUGUAAUUUCUCACCCCAACCGGUCACAGCAGAUGGCCGCCCCUCCCUGAGCCUGGUUCUGCUGGAGGUUUCUUCCUGUUAGAAGGGAGUUUUUCCUUCCCACUGUCGCCAAAGUGCUUGCUCAUAGGGGGUCAUAUGAUUGUUGGGUGUUUCUCUGUAUGUGUUAUUGUAAGGUUUAAGUUAUUAUGUAAAGUGCCUUGAGGUGGAUAUUGUUGUGAUUAAGCGCUGAAUAAAUAAUGUCUAAAACUAAA
Molecule: messenger RNA, 1426 nt
Organism: Oreochromis niloticus (Nile tilapia)
Lineage: Eukaryota; Metazoa; Chordata; Actinopteri; Cichliformes; Cichlidae
Exons: 7
Coding region: 276-953 (225 amino acids)
Biological process (GO): proteolysis
Molecular function (GO): cysteine-type peptidase activity
Source: RefSeq, a predicted model, not a curated record